AUGUCCGUCGAUGAGGAGGGACAUUCUAUCCCUUUGCGCUCUCGCUUCCUGUACCUAUACCUCUACGAGCAAACGAGGUCGACAGCUGUCGUGUGGAUCCACCGUUCGCCAACACUUUGCAACGGAGGCUGGGACUCGGGAUUGCAUAUACAUAUACAGCCAGGUUGCAAUUGCGCCGAGAAAGAUCACCGACAUGCGCCAGUCCAUCGAACUCUCACCCGCCUACCGAACUUUCACUCCACGACCGAAGUUUCACUCCACGCCAUUCGCUCGCAGCGCAUGCCAUGUCUCCGCGCUCCUUGA
Molecule: messenger RNA, 303 nt
Organism: Zymoseptoria tritici IPO323
Lineage: Eukaryota; Fungi; Ascomycota; Dothideomycetes; Mycosphaerellales; Mycosphaerellaceae
Exons: 2
Coding region: 1-303 (100 amino acids)
Source: RefSeq, a predicted model, not a curated record